GCUUUCCUACAAUAACUUCAUAACAAAACAAGAUUUUGAAUUUAAAGAUAUAAGAAAAAUUAGAAAAUGAUCAAAGGGCUCUUGUUGGUUUUGUUCUUUCUAGUCAUUGCAAAGACUUCGGUUUCUCGUCCGUUCGCAUGGUCUAGGAGGGGUAACAUGCCAGGCCAAAACUACCCAGGCGAAAGUGGAUCAGGUCGUGGGCCUAAUUGGGAGUACAACUGGGGUUGGGGCUCUGCUCCAGGUUCUGGAUGGGGUUUCGGGUCGGGUUCCGGUAGAUCACCAACAGGGUGGGGAAGAGGAUCUGGAUACGGGUAUGGAUCCGGAUCCGGGUCAGGUAGCGGAUAUGGAUAUGGUUCUGGAGGUGGUGGAGCACGCGGUGGUGGGUAUGGUUACGGAAGCGGAAAUGGCCGUUCUGGUGGUGGCGGCGGCGGUGGUGGUUCCAACGGUGAAGUUGCCUCUUUAAGCCACAGUAGUAAGAUUCAUCCGUGAGGAUGUUUUGGUAAGUUCUCCCAACUAAAAUGUUUUGGGAGGAGUAUAAGUGUUUGUAAUACAGUAUUAAAGAUUAUUAGGUUUGGUACCCUCCUAAAUGUAACUUAUAUAUCUCCCUUUGUCUUGUAUGCUUUUAUAUAUAAGAUUAUGUGCUCGACGUAUCUUAUACCGUCUUUGCAUGUCUCUAAAGGUGUGAUCUCUUUAUAGUGUAAUUUGUGUAUUGUCUUCCAAACGCGUGUUUAGAUAAUUUUAAGACAAGAAAAUUUAUAUAUAUUAUCUCUUAGAUU
Molecule: messenger RNA, 776 nt
Organism: Camelina sativa (false flax)
Lineage: Eukaryota; Viridiplantae; Streptophyta; Magnoliopsida; Brassicales; Brassicaceae
Source: RefSeq, a predicted model, not a curated record